AUUUUCAAAAAUACCAACAAUCUCAUACUGGAGAGGUAAUCUACAGAUGUAAUCAGUGUGGGAAAGCCUUCAGUCAUUCCUCUUACCUUCAAGUACAUAAACGAAUUCAUACUGGAGAGAGGCCCUAUGAAUGUAAACAAUGUGGGAAAGUCUUCAGUCGUUCCUCUUACCUUCAAGUACAUAAACGAAUUCAUACUGGAGAGAGGCCCUAUGAAUGCAAACAAUGUGGGAAAGCCUUCAGUUGUUCCUCUUACCUUCAAGUACAUAAACGAACUCAUACUGGAGAGAAGCCCUAUGAAUGUAAACAAUGUGGGAAAGCCUUCAGUCGUUCCUCUUGCCUUCAAAGACAUAAACAAACUCAUACUGGAGAGAAGCCCUAUGAAUGUAAAAAAUGUGGAAAAGCCUUCAGUAGUUCCUCUUACCUUCACAUACAUGAACGAUUUCAUACUGGAGAGAUGCUUAAUAGAUGUAAACGAUGUGGGAAAGUGUUUGCUACAUCCAGUCAGCUUCAUUCACAUGAAUGGACUCAUAAUGGAAAGAAACCCUAUCAGUGUGAACAAUGUGGGAAAGCCUUCAUAUAUUGUUCUUCCUUCCAUCGACAUCAGCGAAUUCAUACUGGGGAGAAACCCUAUGAAUGUAAGGAAUGUGGCAAAGCCUUUACUUAUUCCUUUUAUCUUCAAACACAUAAACAAACUCAUACUGGAGAGAAGCCUUAUGAAUGUAAACAAUGUGGAAAAAGCUUCAGUUGUUCUUCUUACCUUCGUAGACAUAAAUUAAUUCAUACUGGUGAGAAGCCCUAUGAAUGUAAGCAAUGUGGGAAAACCUUUACUUAUUCCUUUCAUCUUCAAACACAUGAACGAAUUCAUACUGGAGAGAGGCCCUAUAAAUGUAAAGAA
Molecule: messenger RNA, 896 nt
Organism: Marmota monax (woodchuck)
Lineage: Eukaryota; Metazoa; Chordata; Mammalia; Rodentia; Sciuridae
Product: zinc finger protein 844-like
Exons: 1
Coding region: 127-777 (216 amino acids)
Source: RefSeq, a predicted model, not a curated record